Suricata suricatta (meerkat) is the source of this 2478-nucleotide messenger RNA. RefSeq names its product ATP binding cassette subfamily G member 2 (Junior blood group) (gene ABCG2). Gene Ontology annotation, molecular function: ATP hydrolysis activity; ABC-type transporter activity; ATP binding. Bases 422 to 2416 code for a protein of 664 amino acids. The transcript is spliced from 18 exons. Lineage: Eukaryota; Metazoa; Chordata; Mammalia; Carnivora; Herpestidae. Gene Ontology annotation, cellular component: membrane. The record is from RefSeq and is a predicted model, not a curated record.
CUAGAAUUGGUUUUGACCCUUCCUUAAGCUGUUGCUUGUGUCAGAGAUGCUGCUGUCAGGAUUCUGUUGCACAAAGAGAAAGAUAAAAAUAUCUCUCUGACUCGUGCAUUUUCUCCCUUUUCCAUCCUCUUGCCAAGAACACUGGAAAUGGAUCCCAGGCCUAUUGGAGGCAUUAGGUUGUCAGUUUGAAUCCCAGUGGUCGAGAAAGAAAUGUGGGUAAUAACUAGCUGAUGGUGGAGAAGAAAGGAACUCCAGGAGCUGGCAAAGUGGAGGUCCUGGAACUUUCAAGAGCUCCAGUCUCUAUAGGAAAACCUGUGAGGGGAGAAGUCUUCGCGGUAUCACCACUUCCUGUCGACCAGGGCUCAGGCUGCCUUCCUCCGAGCACCACACAUCAAAAGUGAAAGAGGCAGAAACUCUCCAGAUGUCUUCCAAUAAUGACCAAGUUUGUAUCCCAAUGUCACGAAGAAACACCAGUGACCUCCCCAGGACAACCUCCAACAACCUGAAGACGUUUACCGAAGUAGCUGUGCUAAGUUUUCAUAACAUCAACUAUCGAGUAAAAGUGAAGAGCGGCUUUCUUCUUGGUCGAAAAACAGUUGAGAAAGAAAUACUGACAAAUAUCAAUGGCAUCAUGAGACCUGGCCUCAAUGCCAUUCUGGGACCCACAGGUGGAGGCAAAUCUUCGUUGUUAGAUGUCUUAGCUGCGAGGAAAGAUCCACAUGGAUUAUCUGGAGAUGUUUUGAUAAAUGGAGCACCUCGACCUGCCAAUUUCAAAUGUAAUUCAGGUUACGUGGUACAAGAUGAUGUCGUGAUGGGCACUCUGACAGUGAGAGAAAAUUUACAGUUCUCAGCAGCUCUACGGCUUCCAACAACUAUGUCGACUUAUGAAAAAAAUACGCGGAUUAACAGGGUCAUUCAGGAAUUAGGUCUGGAUAAAGUGGCGGAUUCCAAGGUUGGAACUCAGUUUAUCCGAGGUGUGUCCGGAGGAGAAAGAAAAAGGACUAGUAUAGGAAUGGAGCUCAUUACGGACCCAGCCAUCUUGUUCCUGGAUGAGCCCACGACUGGCUUAGACUCAAGCACAGCAAAUGCUGUCCUUUUGCUCCUGAAGAGGAUGUCUGAACAGGGACGAACAAUCAUUUUCUCCAUUCAUCAACCUCGUUAUUCUAUCUUCAAGUUGUUUGACAGCCUCACCUUGUUGGCCUCAGGAAGACUGAUGUUCCAUGGGCCUGCCCAGGAGGCCUUGGGGUACUUUUCAUCCAUAGGUUACCAAUGUGAGCCCUAUAACAACCCUGCAGACUUCUUCCUGGAUGUUAUUAAUGGAGACUCCUCUGCUGUGGUGUUGAACAGAGAGGACCAGACAGGUGAAGUUCUGGAGCUGGAAGUCCAAGAUGAAGCAAAGGAGACUGAAGAGCCUUCCAAGAAAGAUACUCCGCUCAUAGAAAAAAUAGCUGAGUCAUAUGCCAGCUCUGCCUUCUGCAGAAAAACAAAGGAAGAUUUGAGACAACUCUCAGAGGGUCAGAAAAAGAAGAGCUCAGCCUUCGGGGAGGUCACCUACGCCACCUCCUUCUGUCACCAACUUCGAUGGAUUUCCAAGCGUUCGUUCAAAAACUUACUGGGUAAUCCCCAGGCCUCUAUAGCUCAGAUAAUUGUAACAGUCUUCCUGGGAUUGGUUAUAGGUGCCAUUUUCUAUGAUCUAAAAAAUGACCCUACGGGAAUCCAGAAUAGAUCAGGGGUGCUCUUCUUCCUGACCACCAACCAGUGUUUCAGCAGUGUGUCAGCCGUGGAGCUUUUCGUGGUUGAGAAGAAGCUCUUUAUACAUGAAUAUAUCAGCGGGUACUACAGAGUGUCAUCUUAUUUCUUUGGAAAACUGUUAUCUGAUUUACUACCCAUGAGGAUGUUACCAAGUAUUAUAUUUACUUGUAUAAUAUACUUCUUGUUAGGACUGAAACCAGUUGUGGAGGCUUUCUUCAUCAUGAUGUUUACCCUUAUGAUGGUGGCGUAUUCAGCCAGUUCUAUGGCACUAGCCAUAGCAGCAGGCCAGAGUGUGGUAUCCAUAGCAACACUUCUCAUGACCAUCUCCUUUGUGUUUAUGAUGAUAUUUUCAGGGCUGUUGGUAAAUCUCACAACCAUCGUGCCUUGGCUAUCAUGGCUUCAGUACUUAAGCAUUCCUCGAUACGGCUUUGCGGCCUUGCAGCAUAAUGAAUUUUUGGGACAAAACUUCUGCCCAGGACUCAAUGUAACAACAAAUAAUACCUGUAGUUAUGCAAUAUGUACUGGUGAAGAAUUUUUGGUAAACCAGGGCAUCGAUCUCUCCGCUUGGGGCCUGUGGAAGAAUCACGUAGCCUUGGCAUGCAUGAUUGUUAUCUUCCUUACAAUUGCCUACCUGAAAUUGUUAUUUCUUAAAAAAUUUUCUUAAAUUACUCUUUAAUUUACAUAAUUUACAUGUACAUUAAAAAAAAAGAGCAUCUUGAUUUAUUU